UUUCUUGUAAUCUCCAUUGGACCUUGUUAUCCUUUUUGUUUUGGACUUCGAAAAAAUCAAUUUUUGUGUUUGUGAGUUUAUUGGGUUUUUCUUAAAAUUUUCCUUACUCCUACCUGUGUCUACUGUGUCUCUGGGUUUUGGUUUUUGGAGUUCUCCAUUAAUAUGCGACUCUGUUAUUGUUUCUUACACGUCUACACUUGGUUGAACAUUUGAACUUAAAGAGGAGUGGGAGGGAGAAAGAAAAUUUCUGUGUUGUGCUUGCUGUUCAAUAAUUUAGCGGAGAGAGUGUGAAAGCCUCUGGUUCUGAACCUUUCGUGGUCUUCGGGUAUUUUGUCUCAUAGUACAGAUUUCCUUCAACCAGUGAGAGAAAGGGAAAGUUGUGUAUUUGGUGAAGGUUAUUUAGUUGGGUUGAGGUUUUCUUCGGCAUAUCAGUAUUAGCCACCAUGCCCAUGAGACAGAUACAGAGCUCAGAGCAGCACAUUGUGAUCAAACCCCAAAUACAGAGCACCAUGAAUCCAGUGAAGAAAGCUCCCAAAACUGCACAGAAUGGAAAGGGUCCACCUCGUGAGGAAUCCCUGAAUGCUACACUAAACAACGACACUUCACCUCCUUCGAGGAACAGAGGUAAGAGGAGAGGAAGAGGAGGUCGAAAAUCCUAUCAGGGUGAUAUUGUUAUGCGAUCGACUCCAAGAAGAUCCUACACUGUCGUUCAUGAGCCUGUUCCAGGAUGCGCAGACGGAAGAACUCGAUUAUCAGAAAUUGAAGGCGAGUCUUUGGAGAAUGGAGGUCAUGGCUCUGAGAUGGAGUUGGGUUUUCCAUCUUCAAGCAAAUCUCUGAGAUAUGCCCCUAGGCCUGGUUAUGGACAAGUAGGGACAAAGUGUAUGGUAAAAGCCAACCAUUUUUUUGCAGAGUUGCCAGACAAGGACUUGAACCAAUAUGAUGUUACCAUAACUCCUGAAGUUGUAUCAAGAAAUUUGAACAGAGCUAUCAUGGCAGAGCUUGUGAAAUUGUACAAAGGUUCUGACCUGGGAAUGAGAUUGCCCGCUUAUGAUGGAAGAAAGAGCUUAUACACAGCUGGGGAGCUUCCGUUUACUUCGAAGGAGUUCCACAUUAAACUUCUGGAAGAAGAUGAUGGAAUCAGUGGUCCUAAAAGGGAAAGAGAAUAUAAGGUGGUGAUCAAGUUUGUUGCUCGAGCAGACUUGCACCACUUGGGCCAAUUUCUUGCCGGUAAACGAGCAGAUGCUCCUCAGGAAGCUCUUCAGAUUCUUGACAUUGUAAUGAGAGAACUCUCCUCCAAAAGGUAUUGUCCUGUUGGGAGAUCUUUCUUUUCCCCUGAUAUAAGAACGCCACAGAGGCUUGGAGAAGGUGUGGAGUCAUGGUGUGGAUUCUACCAGAGUAUAAGGCCUACCCAGAUGGGCCUAAGCCUGAAUAUUGACAUGUCUUCAGCCGCAUUUAUUGAGCCUCUCCCGGUAAUUGAGUUUGUCGCUCAGCUUCUUGGCAAGGAUGUAUUGUCCAGGACAUUGUCUGAUUCUGAUCGUGUCAAGAUUAAAAAGGCCCUUAGAGGAGUGAAAGUGGAGGUCACACAUAGAGGAAAUGUGCGGAGGAAAUAUCGUGUUUCAGGAUUAACAUCACAACCCACAAGAGAACUUGUGUUUCCUGUUGAUGAAAAAUGUACAAUGAAGUCCGUUGUGGAGUAUUUUCAUGAGAUGUAUGGCUUCACCAUUCAGCAUACACAUCUUCCUUGCCUUCAAGUGGGAAACCAGAAGAAGGCAAACUAUUUGCCUAUGGAGGCCUGCAAAAUCGUUGAGGGCCAACGUUAUACCAAAAGGUUGAAUGAAAAACAGAUUACAGCUCUUCUGAAAGUUACAUGCCAAAGACCCAGGGACCGGGAAAAUGACAUCUUGCAGACAGUUCAACAUAAUGCUUAUGAUCAAGACCCAUAUGCAAAGGAGUUUGGGAUAAAAAUCAGUGAAAAGCUAGCGUCUGUUGAGGCUCGGAUUCUUCCCGCUCCAUGGCUUAAAUAUCAUGAUACCGGGAAGGAAAAAGAUUGUUUGCCCCAAGUUGGUCAGUGGAAUAUGAUGAACAAGAAAAUGAUCAAUGGGAGUACUGUUAGCCGGUGGGCAUGUAUCAACUUCUCAAGGAGUGUUCAAGAAAGCGUAGCUCGUGGAUUUUGUAACGAGCUGGCUCAAAUGUGUCAAAUAUCUGGCAUGGAUUUCUACCCAGAACCUGUUAUUCCUAUAUACAUAGCAAAGCCUGAACAAGUAGAGAAAGCUUUGAAGCAUGUUUACCAUGCAUCCAUGAACAAACUCAAAGGAAAAGAGUUAGAGCUACUCCUGGCGAUUUUGCCCGACAAUAAUGGUUCUCUAUAUGGUGAUCUCAAGAGGAUAUGUGAAACGGAUCUUGGUUUAAUAUCACAGUGCUGUCUCACAAAGCAUGUCUUUAAGAUUAGCAAACAGUACCUGGCCAAUGUGGCCCUGAAAAUAAAUGUUAAGAUGGGAGGAAGAAACACUGUUCUUUUGGAUGCCAUCAGCUGGAGAAUACCAUUGGUCAGUGACAUACCAACCAUAAUAUUUGGAGCAGAUGUCACCCACCCAGAGAAUGGAGAAGAUUCCAGCCCUUCAAUUGCUGCUGUAGUAGCUUCUCAGGACUGGCCUGAAGUCACAAAAUAUGCAGGAUUGGUUUGUGCUCAAGCUCACAGACAGGAGCUCAUACAAGACUUGUACAAGACUUGGCAUGACCCUGUCCGUGGGACAGUUAGUGGUGGCAUGAUCCGGGAUCUAUUGGUUUCCUUUCGGAAGGCAACUGGACAAAAACCACUAAGGAUUAUAUUCUACAGGGAUGGUGUGAGUGAAGGGCAAUUCUAUCAAGUUCUACUAUAUGAGUUAGAUGCAAUCCGGAAGGCUUGUGCCUCUCUCGAACCAAACUACCAACCGCCAGUGACUUUCAUUGUGGUUCAAAAACGACAUCACACAAGACUAUUUGCUAAUAACCACAGGGACCGAAGCAGCACAGACAAGAGUGGGAACAUUUUACCUGGCACUGUAGUUGAUUCUAAAAUCUGUCAUCCAACAGAGUUUGAUUUUUAUCUCUGUAGCCAUGCUGGUAUUCAGGGAACAAGCAGGCCAGCUCAUUACCAUGUUCUAUGGGAUGAAAACAAUUUUACAGCAGAUGGGAUUCAGUCUUUGACUAAUAAUCUUUGUUACACAUAUGCAAGGUGUACUCGCUCUGUGUCUGUUGUUCCUCCAGCUUAUUAUGCACAUCUAGCGGCAUUUCGAGCUCGAUUCUACAUGGAGCCAGAGAUGCAGGAUAAUGGCUCAACAACUCGGGUAGCAGGGGAAUCAGGAGUCCGCGCAUUACCUGCACUCAAGGAGAAUGUGAAGAGAGUUAUGUUUUAUUGUUAAUAGAGAGGAAUGACGAGGACGACUCCGGUGGUAUUGAUGGUGAGACAUCAUGGUUUGCAGUUACCAUGUCCUGCUAAAUCAUCUCUGUAAUUCCCACCUUGUAUGUAUAAUGUUAAGAUAUAUGGUCAAUAGGUCCCCUUCAAUUUUAAGUAAGGCCCUGUGUUAUCAUGAUUCCAUCUCAAGGCAAUUACUGCAGAGGGAGCUUGAAGUGUAGAUUGAUGGGCCAAUGUGACUCUUUUAGUCUUGUAACUACCAUAAAAGGAAAAUUAAUCUGCAGGACUGUAACAAAACCAUAAAAGCUAAAUCAAGUUCCAUAAAUUUGCCGGGCCAGUCUA
This is a messenger RNA of Macadamia integrifolia, 3736 nucleotides long. Its product is annotated as protein argonaute 10-like. Gene Ontology annotation, biological process: regulatory ncRNA-mediated post-transcriptional gene silencing. The record is from RefSeq and is a predicted model, not a curated record. NCBI's taxonomy places the organism in Eukaryota, Viridiplantae, Streptophyta, Magnoliopsida, Proteales, Proteaceae. Bases 444 to 3401 code for a protein of 985 amino acids. Gene Ontology annotation, molecular function: RNA binding; protein binding. The transcript is spliced from 22 exons. Gene Ontology annotation, cellular component: cytoplasm.